This is a messenger RNA of Gryllus bimaculatus (two-spotted cricket), 732 nucleotides long. Lineage: Eukaryota; Metazoa; Arthropoda; Insecta; Orthoptera; Gryllidae. The record is from the annotation of a GenBank genome assembly.
GGCGGUGCUACCAUCCGCGCCCUGCCCGGGAAGACGUCGGCCGCCAGCUCCAGCCUCCUGCGCCGCUGCUACCCGUCCAGCAACGCGCAGGCGCCGUUCCUGCCCGCGGGCCGCAUGGAGGACUGCCUGCCGCCCUGCUACCACAGCGCCAAGACCAUGGCCAAGCUCAUCAAGGAGCAAAAGCGGAAGUUGUUCCACACGUCAGUAUACGAGUCAGAGCUGCAAUUGAAGAAGCUCUAUAUCCAAACCUGCAAGCGACUGCCUGCACACAGCUGUAAGGUGUAUCAAGUGAAAGAGCUCCUAAGAGGCAAAACAAAGAAAAAGUUUUGUGUGUUACAGACAGCACGUCUUCUGGGACUGGGUCCGGAAAAAAUCGUACUUCUUGACAACAAGACUAAGUUUUUAGCCAAGUCGCAGAAAACCGCAGACCUGGUUCAGUUUACAAAAAUAACCUCAAAAAUCGCCGUCAUACAUUUAAACAAGAAAAUAUUUAUUGCAUAUUUGGACAGUUUAUACUGCAUAAAAGUCCGAUACCUAGCUCUGAUAGUGUGGCGCACGGGCGGCGGCCGCUCCCAUGACCGACUGCAACUGGAGUUCCGGGCUGCGCGCUGGUCGCUGGUGGUGCCCUCUGUGGCCGCCAUGCGCGAGGUGGGCCUGGCCCUCUGGGAGAUCCUCCAGGAGCUCGACUCCCACUUUCUGGAGGAACACGCCCUCGUGCGACGGCUCGGCCAG